AUGGCCGCCUCCACCAUGUCCGUCUGCUCCGACGCCUGCACCAAUGCCUCCUGGCAGGUGGACGACUGCCCAGAGAGCUGCUGCGAGCCCUGCUGCACCCCUGCCUGCUGCCAGCCUUGUGGCUGCGCCCCCGCCCCCAGCCUGACCCUCCUCUGCUCCCCGGCCAGCUGUGUGUGCAGCCCCUGCUGCCAGUCAGUCUGCACCAGCUGCUGCACACCCUGCUGCUGCCCGCAGUCUAGCUGCCAGCCCUGUGGCUGCACCGGCUCGCCCUGCCAACAGACCUGCUGUGAGCCCAUGUGCUGUAAGCCCGUGUGCUGCACACCCGUGUGCUGCACACCCAUGUGCUGCAUGCCCGUGUGCUGUACGCCCGUGUGCGGUGGGGCUUCCUCCAGCUGCUGCCAGUCCGUCUGCACCAGCUGCUGCACACCCUGCUGCUGCCCGCCGUCUAGCUACCAGCCCUGCAUCUGUGCCUGCUCGCCCUGCCAGCCAUCCUCCAGCGUGUCCCUGCUGUGCAGGCCCGUGUGCAGGCCGGCUUGCGGGGUGCCCGCCUCCUGUGGUUGCGCCUCCUGCUGCCAGCCCAGCUGCUGCCGCCCCGCAGCCUCCUGUGUCUCCCUGCUGUGCCGCCCUGCCUGUUCUCGCCCGGCCUGCAGCAGCAGCUCCUCCGGCCAGCAGUGCAGCUGCUGA
Perognathus longimembris pacificus (Pacific pocket mouse) is the source of this 684-nucleotide messenger RNA. Its product is annotated as keratin-associated protein 10-3-like. The record is from RefSeq and is a predicted model, not a curated record. Bases 1 to 684 code for a protein of 227 amino acids. Lineage: Eukaryota; Metazoa; Chordata; Mammalia; Rodentia; Heteromyidae. The transcript has a single exon.